Molecule: messenger RNA, 8799 nt
Organism: Vicugna pacos (alpaca)
Lineage: Eukaryota; Metazoa; Chordata; Mammalia; Artiodactyla; Camelidae
Gene: ZNF280D
Product: zinc finger protein 280D
Biological process (GO): regulation of DNA-templated transcription
Molecular function (GO): RNA polymerase II cis-regulatory region sequence-specific DNA binding; DNA-binding transcription factor activity, RNA polymerase II-specific
Source: RefSeq, a predicted model, not a curated record
AACCUUUGAAUGCUCUUGGCAAAUAUUAUAAUUGUAGCACACAUUUUUGUUUGUUUUUUUAGUUUUUGUUUCCACACAAAGAGCAUCUUUCUUCCUUUAUUCUUCCCAAUUAGACCUGUGCACAAGAAUAUUGUGGUUAUAGCGUAAGCCCAAAUUCUCUUCCUAGUUUCUGCAACUGCUUUUCCUAGUUGAAUGAGUAAUCUUCUUGGUAACUUACAGCUUUGUAAUUGAAACUUUCCCCAUACAGUGACCGUAGUAUCAAUCAUAGGCCAUCAUCUUUUAAGUCAUUAUUUUGCAAAUACAGUUGACCCUUGAACAACACAGGUUUGAACUGUGCAAAUCCAUGUGAGUUUUUUUUUUCCUCAAUAAAAGUACUGCAGUACCAUAUGAUCAGCAGUUGGGUUGGAUCCAUGGAUGCUGAACCAUGAAUACAGAGGGCCAACUACAUACACGGAUUUUCAACUGUGCAGGGUUUGGUGCAUCUAACCGUUGUGUUCAGCAGUCAGCUGGAUAAUUCAAAAAUGGCAGAACUCUUUAUGGAAUGCGAAGAGGAAGAGUUGGAACCAUGGCAGAAGAAAGUGAAAGAGGUUGAUGAUGAUGAUGACGAUGAACCAAUCUUUGUUGGAGAGAUAACAAGUUCAAAACCAGCAAUUUCAAAUAUUUUGAAUAGAGUAAACCCCAGCUCAUAUUCAAGGGGAAUCAAGAAUGGUGCACUCAGCCGAGGUAUUACUGCUGCAUUCAAGCCUACAAGUCAACACUACACGAACCCAACAUCAAAUCCAGUGGCUGCCUCGCCAGUAAACUUUCAUCCUGAAUCUAGAUCUUCAGAUAGUUCUGUUAUUGUUCAGCCUUUGUCUAAACCUGGUUACAUAAUGAACUCAUCACGAGUUGUAUCUAGUAAUUCUUCAGAGUUACUGUUUGACUUGACCCAGGAUACAGGAUUACCACAUUACCAAGGGGGACCAACACUUUCUAUAGCAGGUAUGAAUGAAAGUUCAUUUUUAUCAAAACGUCCUUCUACAUCUGAAGUAAACAGUGUUAAUCCAAAAAAGUCUAAGCCCAGUGAAGGUGUUUCUGGAACAGAUUCAUCAGCUAUAUUUCCUUCAGUCAAAUCUCUUUCUGUGACAUCUCCCCAGGCUGUGCCAUCAAAAGGUACAAAUACCUCAUCAAAUCAAUCUAAAAAUGGAACACCUUUUCCAAGAGCUUGUCCAAAGUGCAAUAUUCAUUUCAAUCUUUUGGAUCCUUUGAAAAAUCACAUGAAGUACUGUUGUCCAGACAUGAUAAAUAACUUUUUGGGACUGGCUAAAACAGAAUUUUCAAGUACAGCACAUAAAAAUAAAACUAUUGAUUCAGAAAAAGGAAAACUGAUCAUGUUGGUUAAUGACUUUUAUUAUGGAAAACAUGAAGGAGAUGUGCAGGAAGAACAGAAGACUUACACAACCUUUAAAUGCUUCAGUUGCUUGAAAAUUCUAAAAAAUAAUAUUAGGUUUAUGAACCACAUGAAACACCAUUUGGAACUUGAGAAGCAGAGCAGUGAAAGCUGGGAAAACCACACCACCUGCCAGCACUGCUACCGUCAGUUUCCCACACCAUUUCAACUGCAGUGUCACAUUGAAAGUACACACACCCCCCAUGAAUUUUCUACCAUUUGCAAAAUAUGUGAAUUAUCAUUUGAAACAGAGCAUAUUCUUUUACAACAUAUGAAGGACAAUCAUAAACCUGGUGAAAUGCCGUAUAUUUGCCAGGUUUGCAAUUAUAGGUCAUCAUCGUUUUCUGAUGUAGAAACUCAUUUUAGAACAUCCCAUGAAAACACUAAGAACUUGCUAUGUCCAUUUUGCCUCAAAGUUAUUAAAAUUGCAACACCCUAUAUGCAUCAUUAUAUGAAGCAUCAGAAAAAAGGAAUACAUCGUUGUACAAAAUGCAGGCUGCAAUUUUUGACAUGCAAAGAGAAAAUGGAUCACAAGACUCAGCACCAUCGGACAUUUAUAAAACCUAAACAACUAGAAGGAUUGCCUCCUGGAACAAAAGUUACUAUUCGAGCUUCAGUUGGACCCCUUCAAUCAGGAUCUUCAACUACACCUUCCAUUAGUGCAAGCACUUCUACCCUUCAGCUCUCACCUCCAAGGACUAAAAAUAUAACUGCUAAAAGUCCCACAAGAUCUAUCACAAGUAAACCUAAUACAGCUAAACCCAUUGCAAGUAAACCUAAUGCAAGUAAGCCUAAUGGAAGUAAAUCUAAAUACAAAUCAAAAAUUUCUAAUAUGCAAAGGAAACAAAGCACAUUGGCUAGUAGCAAUAAAAAAAGUAAAGUCAAUACAGCAUUGAGGAACUUAAGGUAUCGUCGGGGAGUUCACAAGUGCAUUGAGUGUUGUUCUGAAAUAAAAGAUUUUGCAAACCACUUUCCUACAUAUGUCCAUUGUAGUUUUUGCAGAUACAACACUAGCUGUAGCAAAGCCUAUGUGAAUCAUAUGAUGAGCUUUCAUAGCAACCGUCCAAGUAAAAGGUUUUGUAUCUUUAAGAAGUAUUCAGAAGAUCUCAGGGGCAUUACUCUAGUGUGCCUUAAUUGUGAUUUCCUAACUGAUGUUUCUGGCUUAGAUAACAUGGCUACACACUUAAGUCAACACGAAACUCAUGCCUGCCAAGUUGUGUUAGAGAAAGUUUCUGUUUGUAUCCCAACUUCUGAACAUCUUUCUGAAUUGAAAAAUGAAGCUGCCAAUAAGGAACAAGAACCUGUGUCUGAGGAAAUUCCAAGACCUAAUAUGGCUGAAGGAGAAAGAGAAACAUCAAAUUCUGAAAGUAAACAAGAUGAAGCUUCUUCAGAGGAAAUAAAAAAUGGAUGUGAUGCAAACUUAUUUACGGGCUCAUCAGCAGCAAAAAAUGAAGAAGGCGUAUCAGUUUCAGAUAAGGAAAAUGAUACCUGUCUUGGAGACCAGGAAACUGGCUCAAAGAAUAUCUUCAGUUAUGAUUCAGUCACUGGUGCAGAUAAAGUGGAGAAGGAAAAACAAAUAGAGCACAUUUGUCAGGAAACAGAGUUGAAGAUGUGCCACAAUUCAGAAAACAUUGUUUCCUGUGAUCAGACUGAAGAGCGCAACACCGGUGAAGUCAUAUUUUCUUCGAAGAAUAUUAAGGGUUUGCGGUUAACAUCUGGUGAUGUCAGCAUUGACCAGUUUUUGAGAAAAAGAGAUGAACCUGAAUCUGUUAGCUCUGAUGUCAGUGAGCAAGGCAGUAUUCAUUUGGAGCCUUUGACUCCGUCAGAGGUACUUGAGUACGAAGCCACAGAGAUUCUUCAGAAAAGUAGUGGUGAUCCUCCAGCCAAGACUGAUGAAGUAGAGUCUGAUCAAACAGAUGGCAUUCCUGGAGAAAAUAGCCUUAGCACAACAGAGACAACAGUAGACCUGGCAGACGAAAAAGAAAAGAGCUGAACUUAAUUAGUCAUUCUAAGUUUUAGUGUACCAACGGUGAGAGCAUUUGGAAAAGUGCUAUCAGGUGAGCUCAGUGGUGCUGUUGCAAAGUUCAGAGAUGGAAAACUGUGAGGGAGGUCAUUCAUACACUUUACCUGUAUGUUCAACCUAGGUUGUUAAAUCAAUUCACCAUUAAUAGCAUGAUUAGUGUGAAUUUCCAAGAAGUUUUUAAAACAUGAAUAGAAUUUUAAAGUUAAAUUUGCAAAGAAAAUGUCUCAUUUAGCGCUUUUCAAAGAUACGGAACUUGGUUUCCAGUAUGAAUUGAUUAUUAGUUAUAGUAAUAAAGCUUUUGAAAUUUCCAUCAUUCCUAAGCUAAAAGUCCUUAUUACCUGUACAUCCUUUUCAAUUAACUUAAAGGAAGAGAUUUGGAAACUACAUCUCUUUGGGGAAUCAUUGAUUUAAAAUAAUGGCUGAUUGGCAUUGUUAAUGAAAGCUUCAUUUUGAGUAUGAAGCUGGUAAAUGGAGCAUGCUUAGAGUGCUAAAUUUGUUGAUCUAAAAAGAACUUGGAUGAACAUAAACUUAACUUUGGAUUUAAUAUAACAUUCCAGACUGCCAGAAGCAUGUAAACAGAAUAUUUGAAUCUUUGUACCUCCAAACAAGUGUUAGCCUGCCAGGCUGUAAGCUUACCUUAAUUAAACUUUCAGUGAAAGUGAAAUUAUUAAAAUAUAAAUUUAUAUUUGUGCUUUUUGUCAGUGUGUAAGCUGUGCAGAAAUCCCUUGAUGUACUAGUUGUAUAAAGUAGAAACCCAUUGUUGAAACUCCUGUAGCUAUGAUGCUUUUGGUAUUGUUUUAAUGAUCUUCUUUAGAAUUAGGCCCAUUAAAAUGGUCUGGAAACCAAACCAAAGUAUGGUAUAAUGUAGAUAUUGUAAAGCAGUAAACUGAAAACAUGUCGUGGCAUGAAUUCAGCCAUAUUUAAGUGACUUUUUAUGUAACUGUAAAAUAGAAACUUCAAAUGGGACCUAAAGCAGGAUGUAAAAAAUUGGUUUGGGAUAUUUAGCCUAAUUUAUCCAUAAGAUGGCUGCUAAAUUGAUUUUUCAGUUUUUUAUCAUAUAGAGAAUAAUAGAUACAGAAAUGAAUAAUAUGAGUAACAGUAGUUUGCUUUGAAGUACUAAUAAACUUUUAUUUAAAAUGCUACAUUUUUACUUCUUAAAAUGUGCUUUGAAUUCUUAAAUUUCAUUUCACUGAAUGUUAAAUGUUUUAAAUGGCUAUUAAAAUUCUGCUGUACAUAGUUUUUGAGUAAAUAUUUGCAAUAAAAAUCUGUCCCUGAAUAAUUUUAUUUUUCAGAAAGCUGUGUGAAUCAGAUUACCUUUGGCACUUUUAGAAAUUGUACACCUGUUCAAGGAAAUUUUAUGUUAAAGUUAAUGGUAGAAUUUCAUUCUGUAUUCUUUAAAUGAUGCAUGAUUUAUUUUAAAUUAGGGUUGAAAGUAUUAGGGGAAAACUGUUGCUAUUUACAGAGAAUAGAUUUGCUUUAUAAAUUCUUCCACUUAAAGAGAAUUAUAAUAUAAUAUAGUUUUUUAUCUGCUCAGUAAAUUAAAGAGGCUAACUAGGCAAAAUAUAGUAUUGAUUUAUUUUCUUGAAUAUUUUUGUGGGGGAGCAAAUAUUUUUAUCUUUCCUACUUUAAAGAAAGGAGGGAGAGAGGGACUUAAUAGCUGUUAUUCUUCAUCUUGUUGAAACAUAAAUCUAUAGCAGAGAAGAUUUAUUGAGUAAGUUAAACCUUAGAAGGACAGGGAGAAAAAGAGUCUAUGCAUGGACUACUUCCUGAAUCUUAUUCAUUUAGUUGCCAAGCCUGCUACCUAAUGCUGCAAAACCCUAGAGCACUAUGCCAAAAUGUCUCUAAGUGAUACAAUAAUCCCUUUUGAGCUUUGAGUAGUUUCUUCUCCUGCUCCUAAAUACUUAUUGUAGUGGUAUGCAAAAUACCUGAUCAAUGAACUGUUUAUACUCAUCCACUAUGAGAAAAGGAAACCAUACCAGACUGUAAAUCCUUCACUGAGAAAGUCUAGCAAUGAAAACAAAAAAUUGAUAUAAACAUUGUACUCGGUAACAUAAUUGUUUUAUGUUUUCACAUAAUCUCCUUAUCUCAUUUCUGAUCAGGAACAAACAAUUGAGGAAUACAAACCAAACCGUUGAGUAGCAAUGCUUUAGAACAGGCGUCAGCAAACUUUCUGUGUAGAGCCAGAUAGUAAGUAAUUGUAGGCUGUGUGGUCACAAUUAUCCAGCUCGUCCUCGUAGCUUGAAAGCAGCUAUGGACAAUAUGUAAACGAUAGCGUGUUUGUGUUCCAAUAAAACUUUAUUUACAAAAACAGAAUGUUGGUUGGGUUUGGCCCAUGGACUGUAGUUUGCUUACAUCUGCUUUAGAGUGCUGUUUUGUCCGGACAGAUUGUGGUCAGGGAGUGAGGUUUUCUUUGCCAAUAAUUUAUUUCACAUAGGUUCACUGUGGGAAUUACAGUCUAUAAUAAUAAUGUUUCACAAGCCAAUAGCAUGCAGGAUAAUGUUUGUUAAUAAGCUAAUAAAGAAAUAACACACUCCAAACCAAUAAUAGAUUGAUUAUGCUAUUGUUCCAGGCAAAGGGGAGAUAAAAGAAGUUUAUUUAUUUGAAAUGUACCUUUCCAUGAAUUGGUUCUCAGAAGAAUCAGUCCUUCCAGCUAAAAGCUGGGUAUCAGCUGUCAGCUUAGGUCCCUUGCUGUUGGGGCAUGUUGCUAGGGGGUGACAGCACCACUGUUGGUAGGCAAGCUGGGCUGCCCCAAAUGUUACUGGUCCAGGGACCAUUAUAUGGCUUGCACCACUGCCUUCCAGGGGUAGCCUCCAAGACAGGGACAGAUGUCCCUUCUCUUCCAAAGACUGCUUUAACACUGCUGCGGACCAAGAGUGGCCUGGCCACGGCAGGAGCAAUUAUCUCAAGGUCUUCAGAGAGCUAUUUAAAUCAGCAAAAUGUAGCCUUGCCCCAACCAAACACUCUUGGUAAGUCCUCACAAAUUCUUGGUAUUUAAAGUUUAAAUGCCCAUCACAUGUUGACUGCUUGUCCAUAUCUUCCUAUCGAUUAGCGCCCCUAGCGGUACCCUUUAACAGCUAAACUACUGAGUACGUAUCGACAACAUGUUGAUGCAUCCUGGCACAGCUUCCUCAAUGUAAGUAAAUUCAACCUUAGAUAAAAACUUCACUUAAGUCAUAAUAAACAACUGGAUUUGAAAUCAUAACAAACCAAUACACAAGUGCUUAGACUUUCUUGAUAUGACUAUGAAAGCCAGUAGGGACUGCCUGAGAACUACCAGGGUGCUUCACUAUGUUUUAGUUCCCUGUUACCUAACAUAGAAUUAUGAUUGAUUAUAAAUGCAGUUCAGUGAUACUAAGAAGUAUUAUAUUCAUUUUGUGGAUGUGCUUUUAUUUUACAUUGAAAAUCUGAAUGCUAUAUUUAUUUGUGUUAUUUCUUCCCCUUUGCAUCUUUCCAAUGUUUUAGGGAGGAAAUUGGAAUUUUUCUCACUCUAUAAAAAUUUUAAGAACUAUUCUAAAUAUUUUUAAAAGGAAUUGGAAAAAUAUGAGUCAUCUUGUUUUGGCUAUAAGUGGAAAGGUAAGGAAACCAAAUAUCUAGGCAGUUAUUUGCUUAAGGUCGCAAAGCCAAGGUUUGAACCCAAUUUGAUCUGAUUCUGAAGUUGGGUGUUUUAUAUCGUAUCUAUAAUCCCCAGCAUUUAUACUGAAUAUUCCUUUUAAAAUAAACCAGUUUUUGCAAAUAACUCUCCCAUUGAUGGUACUACUUACAGUUUUAUUUAUUAUUCCAACAAUGAUUAUAUUCAUAUGGAAUGGAGGACCUCUUAACCUAAAGAAAAGGACCUACUGGUCUCUUUUAUUAAUAGAAAUUGAAGAAUUGAGGGGGGAUAGUGAAUAUUUUAUUAAUAGGAAAGACAGCAUGUGAUUUAAAGAUAUACUAACUAUAGAAGUUUUAAUAUCAUUACAUUUUUAUAGGCUUCUGUAAUGUCAUUUUUUGAUUUCUUGGUUGACAUGGUUAUUUUUGUUACAUCAAAAAUUGUUACUCCAGGACCACUCGCUUGUACUGACUUCAAUGUAAUAGGACUUUUGUAUGUAUGUAGGCACUAAAAAAAAAUUGUGCAUGUUUCACUUUUACUAGAUUAACACUGACUUUGUUUUUUUGGAGGAGUUUAAAUAACAGAAUGUUAACAGCAUAUUUUGGUUACUAUAUUAGCUGCAUUUGACAAGGUACUUUAAGAAUGAAGAUGAGAAAAACAGUAAGAUUGCAAAUGGGAACAAAAGAGAAUAGAAAAAGUUCAAAAAUUCAGAUACUUGCAGGGUUAGAAGAGGCCAGGCUUUUCAUCCGCUGCCAAUAAAAGAAGGCCUAAACAAGAAAGCUGAAUUAAAUUAAGAAUAUGGCCAUAUCAUACGCUAGUUUAGGUUACGGAGAGUCCCCAAAGUGUUUACUAUGCGGAAAUUCCUUCACAGCAUUUCUUGGGAAACGUAUAUUUUUCUGAAUUUCAAAACAAAUCAGUCAAGAAAUUGAUGAAACAGGAGAAGGUGUUGUAACUCCUCUGUGAGGAUUAAAGCUUAGUAUAAAUUUAGAGCCAUUGCUGUUUUGUAGGAAUCCACUGAAGUAAGAGCAGAGGAUGCUGACACGUGUAGUCCAAGAGUAAAGUCAUCAUUUCUAGGAGCCAGAACAGGAGCCCAUAGAAGAGAAGUGGUCACAAUCUGAUCACUGAUUUGUAGCUAUUGCCAUGUUAUAAAUGUGCAUUCAUGCCCCUCUCUGCUGCUAACGGUGAGUCAUUCUUAUAAGUAAAAUAAAUAUUAAUAGGUUUAUAUACUUAGGAUACUUUAUGCAGAUCCCAUCAAUGAUAUUCUAAAAAUAACAUGUUGUGGAGGCAAAAUAAUUCCAUAAAUUAGCAGUUUUGACUUGUGAUUCUGUGUGGUGCUAUUACCCUUGAUACGAAAUAGAAAUUUAACAUUAUUCAAAUACUACCAAAUGAAUUUGGUGGCGUUUCCCAGUACAUGGUUAUUUGCCAAAGGGUGCUAUUCUUUGCAAAUCCUUUAACAAGAAAUGCAAAAAGAAGUAAAUGUUGUGGAACAGUCUGAAAUGAGAUCAGAAACUAAUACCAAUUCUAAAUUAGCAAAAGCAAUUAUCGAUUGCAACAGCAAGACCAAAAUCAGGGCAAGCAGACAAAAUAUUUUUAUCAUCAAAAAAAGGAAAAGAGCUUCUAUGAAGCAACAUGUAACGUAAUACCAACUUAAAGAUGUCUUUGGACAAUCCUUAAGAACUUGACUAUAUCAAUGCAAAAAUAAAAGAAAAAUUUCUAUGUCUGAAAUAUUUGUUGCAAAAUAAAGACUAUCAGGGCAAUUAA